UACUGUGGCUUUACUUGCCAGCAGCUUGAUUGUCAGUCAAUUAGCGGACUCGUGCCUCGACAAAGAAACAUGAGUGGACUGUUGUCUUUCACCUCCCCUACUGUGAAGCGGCUCCUGGGCUGGAAGCAAGGAGACGAAGACGACAAAUGGGCAGAAAAAGCUAUCGACUCUCUCGUCAAAAAGCUUAAGAAGCAGCGUGGGUCUUUGGAAGAGCUAGAAAAAGCUCUAUCUCAACCCAACUCCCCGACCAAGUGUGUGACUAUACCACGGAGCCUGGACGGUCGGUUGCAAGUGUCUCAUAGGAAAGGUCUCCCUCAUGUCAUUUAUUGUCGUGUAUGGCGAUGGCCAGACUUGCAGACACACCACGAGCUAAAGCCACUGGACCUGUGCGAGUUUGCGUACAGUAGAAACAAGAAGGAAGUGUGCAUUAACCCCUACCACUACAUGAGGGUGGAAACACCUGUGUUACCCCCAGUGUUGGUCCCCCGCAACCCUCAACCCAUCACCUCCAUAUACGAACCCACCCCCUCCUACAUGGAGUCUCAAAGGGCCUCCUUUUCACCUAACAACGAUAUGGGUCAUCCGAGCAUCUUCGACAGCCCAGAAACUCCACCCCCUGCCUACCACUCAAUAUCAGAGGUGGGAUCUCCUGUUCCCUCGGAGCAUUCCCUGAUGGACCAACUCUCACCAGCAUGCAGCCUUCCCGAUAUGCCCCCCCUCACCUCCGGAGUCACUCACACUGCCGACGGUGCAACUGUCCAAAUUAACUACCAGGAGCCCCCCUACUGGUGUUCCAUCGGCUACUACGAGCUCAACCAUUGCGUAGGAGAGACCUUCAAUGCAACACGAUCGCACGUAGUCGUCGACGGCUACACUGACCCUUGCAUGAACGCAGAUCGAUUUUGCCUCGGGCAACUUUCAAGUGUGAAUAGGAACUCGACUAUAGAGAGCGUGAGACGACAUAUUGGAAAAGGAGUGCAUUUAUUUUAUGUCGGAGGUGAAGUUUUCGCCGAAUGUUUAAGCGAAGGAGCUCUCUUUGUGCAGAGUCGAAAUUCCAACCAUUCUCACCAUUUCCAUCCGACCACUGUCUGUAAAAUACCACCUGGAUGCUCGCUAAAGAUCUUCAACAAUCAAGAGUUUGCCCAACUUCUGGCUGAGAACGUGAACCAGGGCUUUGAGUCGGUGUACGGCCUCACUAAGAUGUGUACCGUGAGAAUGAGCUUUGUGAAGGGGUGGGGGGCUGAGUAUCAUCGCCAAGAUGUAACCAGUACUCCGUGUUGGAUUGAGAUCCAUCUGAAUGGUCCCCUUCAAUGGCUGGACAAAGUGAUGUCACAGAUGUCUCCCUCAUAUAAAGUUGGGUCCAACACUUAGAGCUCUCUGUAUGUAUAACUGUUCCUUCUCCUGUUUUGUUCAUUGUUUCAUACUUUAGCAUAAUUUAUGCAUAUCACUCUUUUAUAUAUAGGUACGUGUAUAUACAUGACAUCAUUACUUCUCAUUGUAUCGCAAUGACAUCGUAAUACGUACGUAUAUACUGUUCGAAUGUCUCUGAACAUUUGAUUGUAUAUUGUUUUAUAAUUACUAAAUCUGAA
Messenger RNA from Halichondria panicea, 1589 nucleotides. Its product is annotated as mothers against decapentaplegic homolog 5-like. NCBI's taxonomy places the organism in Eukaryota, Metazoa, Porifera, Demospongiae, Suberitida, Halichondriidae. The transcript has 4 exons. The record is from RefSeq and is a predicted model, not a curated record. Gene Ontology annotation, cellular component: heteromeric SMAD protein complex. Gene Ontology annotation, biological process: anatomical structure morphogenesis; transforming growth factor beta receptor signaling pathway; regulation of transcription by RNA polymerase II. Gene Ontology annotation, molecular function: DNA-binding transcription factor activity, RNA polymerase II-specific; I-SMAD binding; RNA polymerase II cis-regulatory region sequence-specific DNA binding. The coding region runs from base 70 to 1371 and encodes 433 amino acids.